Anolis sagrei ordinatus is the source of this 2656-nucleotide messenger RNA. RefSeq names its product G protein-coupled receptor 156 (gene GPR156). Gene Ontology annotation, cellular component: membrane; G protein-coupled receptor heterodimeric complex. Gene Ontology annotation, biological process: G protein-coupled receptor signaling pathway; gamma-aminobutyric acid signaling pathway. Gene Ontology annotation, molecular function: G protein-coupled GABA receptor activity. NCBI's taxonomy places the organism in Eukaryota, Metazoa, Chordata, Lepidosauria, Squamata, Anolidae. The record is from RefSeq and is a predicted model, not a curated record.
AUGGGUUUUGGACCUAUUACAUCAAAAGCCUCUUUCGACCAGGGCUUUGAAGGCCCCGCCCCCUCACUAAGGCCACGCCCCCCGAAGGACCAGGGAGAGAGGAGGGGGCGGAGGGGCAGCAGGCUUCCAAGCGGCUUCCCUGGCACUUCAUGGUCUUGGGGGCAGCAGGGAAAGAGAGCUUCUUAUUCCUCACAGGUGACCAUGUGGUUGAAUAAAGGCUUUCAGUGUGCCAUGAAGACUGGUUUCAACUAUUCCAAUUGGUUUGAUUUCAAGAGCCAAGAAGGGGAGCAGAAGAACCUCCGGGAUCUCUGUACUAAAACAACGCCUUUCUCAAGCAGCACCUGUGAGAACUCCACCUCGUCCUCGUCCUCCUCCUUUUCAGCCAGCCUCUUGGGAACUAUGUUGGGCUUUCUUACUUGUGGUGUCCUGCUGAGCUUCUUCUUUCUCAUCUUCACCAUUCACUUCAGAAAUAAUAGGAUAGUGAAGAUGUCCAGUCCCAACCUGAAUGUUGUGACUCUCUUGGGGAGCAGCUUGACUUAUGGCAGCGCUUAUCUUUUUGGUGCUGAAAAACAGAAUUCAGUGACCAAACCUUCCAUGGAGAUGCUUUUUCAGGCAAGACUCUGCCUAUUGUGUAUAGGCAGUUCCCUGACGUUUGGCCCUAUCCUAGGAAAAAGCUGGCGGUUGUACAAAGUCUUCACCCAGCAGGUUCCAGACAGGAGAGUGAUUAUCAAAGAUUUUCAGCUGCUGGUGAUGGUAUCAGUGUUAGUGCUGGCUGACAUUAUCCUACUUUUGAUUUGGAUUCUCUUAGACCCGGUUCAGUGUCUCCAAGGCAUUAAUGUAGAUCUGCAGGUUACUGAGGAAGGCUUGAUUUGCACAAUGGGCCAAGGGCAGUUCUGUACAUCCCUGUACUCUGACUUUUGGCUUCUUCUCUUUCUGGGAUACAAGUUCAGCCUCUUGAUCUAUGGGGCCUAUCUUGCUGGGCUAACAGAUGAUCUUAGCUGUCCACCCGUCAAUCAGUCUCUGACACUCAUCAUUGCAAUAGUUCUUGUUUUAAUCUCUACGGGAAUGAUGCUGGUGGUGAAUCGUUUUUUCUACUUGUGGCACAACCUGAUCUUUGGAUUUACCACAGGAGGAAUCUUGGUUUCCACAUCUACAAUAAAUUGCUUGAUCUUUAUUCCCCAGAUCAGACAGUGGAAGACUUUUGAAAAACAAAAAGAUGAUGCUAGCCACAUGGCCAAAUAUUUCACCAGUUCCAAUAAGAACCUCCAGUCUACCAUGUACAGCGAUGAAGAGAUCUACCAAUUGCUGGGAGAGAAAAAUUCCAUGAUACAUCAGCUUGCUGAGAAAAAUACAGCAAUUGCUUGUCUUCAAGAGGAAGUGAAUAAUGCAAAGAAGCAACUGAUGAGACUGGUAGCUGUAGAGGAUUACAAUGCUGUUGGCUCUCCCUUUCCUUCUUCCCCACAAUUCCUGGAGGCUAAUUCUGCCACUAUUUGUUCUUCUAUGGGAGCUGAAAACCAGCCAAGAGAUGCUUUUCCACCUGGGCAGGAAGUGAAGAUGUUGCAGUCUCCCCAACUCCCAAAUUCACAGUGCAGUCUGGAAUUAUAUGCUCAGAAAGGUUGCACUGAACAGAUACCAUUAGACAUUCCUGCUAGGUGCAGAUUAAUGGAUGAUUACAAAAAAUUCAGUUCCAGAGAUGACCAAACCCAGCGAUUCUGUCAGUACACCAGCACAUUUUGUAUCAAAGAUCCAGUCAGACUCUCAGCUCCAAGUGGUGAAGCAAAGCAAGGAAAGUUUUCACCUGUGGUCCUCAAUCAUCUCCCAGAGUUCACCCAAAUAAGAAGUCAAGCACUUCAAGAAACCUUGCAAGAUCUCAGCAUGAACUGUAUUGGUGUUACCCAAAUUUCUUCCAGGGGAUGUGAACAAGGUGCAGCAGAUGACAUGAAUAUACUGUGCCAAUCACAAGACAUUCAAGUAGAAAUUAAGGAACGUAGCCCUUGUGAACCAGGACAGGGAAAGAGAUGCCCCACCCCUCCUGAGAGUUUGCAUUCUGUAAACAAAAUGGCCAGCAGAAUGCAAACAAGCUGCAGAAGUUUAUUUGGGGCAGCAGUCAGUGGCACUGAAGAUGGGAGUUCUUUGCACCAGUUGGCUUCUUUCUCAGCACCCAUGGGUAAGAAAACGCUUCAAUACAAUGCUGAAAAUGUAGGUUAUCUGGGUAGGACUGGGAACCUGCAUCAAUAUAAUCCAAAGCAGUUUCUAACACACACAUUACAAGGCCCAUUUUCCUCCAAGCACUCUUACCCUGGUUCUGAUGCCAGCAGUAGUUCCUCGGGAGCCGAUUCUCCCUAUUGCCCCUCCAGGCACUUUUGUGAAUUUUGCCAGUGCAGCCUGUCUUCCUCUAGUGACAACUAUGCCACUGAUGUAGACUCUGAGCUUGGUAUGGCUGAAGGCUUGUUUAUAAAACAUUCUGAAAAAUCUCAGCCUGUUGUGAACUUCCAUGAUGAUUUGGAGCCUACCUAUGUGUAAAAGGUGGAGAUUAACAUGGCCACUUCCUAGACAAGAAGAGGACCGCCUCAGGACAGAUUACAACUUCUGCUCACAAUGUUUCUUUAUUCCAGUGAUUCUCAACCUUCCUAAUGCCGCGACCCCUUAAUAUUAU